CGGUAACCCCAAGGCCCCAUCUUUGUCUCUCAGACAUUUCCCCCAAACCCUAAAAAUCAAAAUCACUCCCCCAAUUUCUCCCAAAUUUCGAAACCAAAUGGAGUGCUCCAAACCCAAUCGGGUCCAUUUCGAACAAAGGGAGCCCCCGAACCCGAAUCGGAAGCCCAAACUGUACCCGGAUGUCGUCCAAUCCAACCCGGACGCCCAACCGAACCCGAAACCCGAACCGUCGGCGCCGAGUCUCUACCCCACCCUGGACAUGAACGACCUCGUCGGUGACCUGUUCCCGGAGGAUCCAAGGUAUUAUGAGAUCCCGCCGGAAGAUCAAUUCCACGAUAGCCUUGAGCCGCCAUCGGCGCCGCCGCUCGCGGCUGAAGAGGUGGUUAUUAGGAUUCCCGGCGCGAUUGUUAACCUGAUUGACAAGGAGUACAGCGUCGAGCUCGCCAGCGGCGACUUCACGAUCGUGAAGCUCGUACAAGGCGACGACGUCGUCGCCGUCCUGGCGCGCGUGGAGGACGAGAUCCAGUGGCCGCUGCUGAAGGACGAGGCGGUGGUCAAGCUCGACGAUUCGCACUACUUUUUCUCGCUGUACGCGCCCGAGAAUCCAGAGUCGUCGUCGGCGCCGCCGCCGGAGACCGUCGAGAAUGAGAAGGAGAAGAAGAAGAAGAAAGAGAAGAAGGAGAAGAAGGAGAAGAAGGCAGCUAAGGAUGUGGAUAAUUUCUUGAACUACGGGCUGACGAUCCCGGCGAAAGGGCAGGAGAAAUUGGUGAAGGAAUUGGAGGAGGUUUUGAAGAGCUGCAGCAGUUUUUCUGUGCAGAAGGUUUCGGAGAAGGCGAAGAAGGGGGAGGCGUUGGAUAGCUCCCUGGCGUUGGAUACUGCGCCGGGGGAGCUGAGUUCAGAGAGGAAGAAGGAGAUGAAGGAGCAGAGCGCGGCGUACUGGACCACAUUGGCUCCCAAUGUGGAGGACUACAAUGGGCGUGCUGCUAAGUUGAUUGCGGCCGGGACGGGGCAGCUGAUCAAGGGGAUAUUGUGGUGUGGAGAUGUGACGGUGGAGAGGUUGAAAUGGGGUAAUGAGGUUAUGAAGAAGAGGAUGGAGCCGGGUUCGCAUAAGGAAGUCAGUCCCCAAACUAUGAGGAGAAUCAAAAGGGCCAAGAGAGUAAGCAAAACAACACAGAAAGUAGCGACCUGUGUCCUCUCUGGGGUGUUGAAAGUUUCCGGAUACUUCACAAGUACAGUGAUAAAUUCCAAAGUGGGAAAGAAAUUCUUUCGUCUUUUGCCUGGGGAAAUUUUGCUUGCAGGGCUGGAUGGAUUUUGUAAGGUCUGUGAUGCUGUUGAAGUGGCUGGAAAAAAUGUCAUGUCAACAUCAUCUACUGUUACAACUGAGCUCGUCUCCCACAAGUAUGGUGAAGAAGCAGGGAAGGCAGCAAGUGAAGGUCUUGAUGCAGCAGGACAUGCCAUAGGAACUGCAUGGACUGUUUUCAAGAUCCGAAAGGCAUUGAACCCGAAAAGUGCUUUCAAAUCCUCCACCUUAGCCAAAUCUGCCGCCAAGGCAAAAGCUGAUGAGGUAAGGGCAGCAAAGAAGAAGUAAGUGGUUCUCGGAAUCUUCUCAUGUGCAUAAAACUAAUUAGUCCAAAGUUAUUCUUCAUUGACAUUGUUUGCCCAAGGAAACCCCUUGACGUUGUUGUGGUACUAUAGUAGGUGGAUUGUCAAUAUAUUUUAUAUUUGUAACCAUAUACUAUUCAUCUAUAAUUGAUACAUUGGUUUCCUCCUUCAUAAGCACCAUCAGGACCAUAGCUUGAGCUCCUGUUCUUGUGCCCUUGUGUUGCUUGAGCUUUCUACUAUUUCUUUUGUUUAUAAGAAGCUCCUGCCCUGGUGUUCUGUAUCCAGUCGUAUCCGGAAAAAGGACCAAUAUGAGAUAACGUUUUUAAACCUCUUCAAUUUGUACCAUUCUUCAUUCCUUCCCUAGAAAAAUGUACAAAAUGACUGAAAGAUUGUAUAUAAUGAAUCAUGCCUUGAAUGAAAGUGAAUUUUUUC
Molecule: messenger RNA, 2034 nt
Organism: Argentina anserina (silverweed cinquefoil)
Lineage: Eukaryota; Viridiplantae; Streptophyta; Magnoliopsida; Rosales; Rosaceae
Product: protein EARLY-RESPONSIVE TO DEHYDRATION 7, chloroplastic-like
Exons: 4
Coding region: 98-1588 (496 amino acids)
Cellular component (GO): plasma membrane
Source: RefSeq, a predicted model, not a curated record